Lotus japonicus is the source of this 1261-nucleotide messenger RNA. RefSeq names its product ubiquinol oxidase 2, mitochondrial-like. The record is from RefSeq and is a predicted model, not a curated record. The transcript has 4 exons. Bases 122 to 1126 code for a protein of 334 amino acids. Gene Ontology annotation, biological process: alternative respiration. Gene Ontology annotation, molecular function: alternative oxidase activity. Gene Ontology annotation, cellular component: mitochondrion. Lineage: Eukaryota; Viridiplantae; Streptophyta; Magnoliopsida; Fabales; Fabaceae.
GCAUGGACCAUAACUGUAACUUCCCCACUGGCGCCACGCCACACCACGCUUCACCUUCAACUACCCUAACAAUAAUUCCACAAUUCUCCAGAACGAACUCAUCAGUUCUUAACGAACACAGAUGAAGCACUUGGCGUUGAGUUACGCGCUUCGCCGAGCACUCAACUGUAACCGCCACGGGUUGACGGCGGUGAGGCAGUUACCGGCGACGGAAGUGAGGCGUUUUCUUGUAAGCGGCGAGAAUGGAGUGUUUUCGUGCUGGAACAGGAUGAUGUCUUCUCAGGCGGCGCCGGAGGAGGAGAAGAAAGAGGAGAAGGCGGAGAAGGAGAGUUUGCGAACAGAGGCUAAGAAGAACGACGGUAGCGUGGUGGUGUCGAGCUAUUGGGGGAUUUCGAGGCCGAAGAUUACCAGAGAGGACGGCACAGAGUGGCCUUGGAACUGCUUCAUGCCGUGGGAGACUUAUCGUCCAGACUUGUCCAUAGAUCUGACGAAGCAUCAUGUGCCGAAGAAUUUUCUGGAUAAAGUUGCUUACAGGACAGUGAAGCUCCUCAGAAUUCCAACAGAUGUGUUUUUUCAGAGACGGUAUGGUUGCCGAGCGAUGAUGCUUGAAACAGUUGCAGCUGUACCUGGAAUGGUAGGAGGGAUGUUGCUGCACUUAAGGUCACUGCGUAAGUUUCAGCAGAGUGGCGGAUGGAUCAAGGCGUUGCUUGAGGAAGCAGAGAAUGAGAGAAUGCACCUAAUGACCAUGGUGGAACUUGUGCAGCCUAAAUGGUAUGAAAGAUUUCUGGUUCUUACUGUGCAGGGAGUUUUCUUCAAUGCGUUCUUUGUGCUUUAUUUACUCUCUCCAAAGGUGGCUCAUAGAGUUGUUGGGUACCUUGAGGAGGAAGCUAUACAUUCUUACACUGAGUAUUUGAAGGACAUUGAGAGUGGUGCAAUUGAAAAUGUUCCUGCUCCUGCCAUUGCAAUAGACUAUUGGAGACUUCCCAAGGAUGCUACAUUGAAAGAUGUUAUAACAGUCAUUCGUGCUGAUGAGGCUCACCAUCGGGACGUGAACCAUUUUGCUUCUGAUAUCCACUUCCAUGGUAAAGAACUGCGGGAGGCACCAGCUCCUCUUGGUUAUCAUUAGGUCUUUACUGUCAUGGAUAUAAAACUACCCAUUCAGUUUGCAUUUAGAAACCUAUAAGUGCCAAUGUAUUGACUUUUGAUUGAUACAGAAUUCCUGCCCUUAAAUAAUACGUCUGGACUGUUACAUCCCACUAAA